Messenger RNA from Salvelinus fontinalis (brook trout), 2451 nucleotides. Its product is annotated as calcium and integrin-binding family member 3-like. The transcript has 3 exons. The coding region runs from base 1 to 273 and encodes 90 amino acids. The record is from RefSeq and is a predicted model, not a curated record. Lineage: Eukaryota; Metazoa; Chordata; Actinopteri; Salmoniformes; Salmonidae. Gene Ontology annotation, molecular function: calcium ion binding.
AUGACAGAUGAUGUUUCAUGCAGGCGGCUACGCAGUGACACGACCACGGUCAUGGACUUCAACAAUGAUGACUUCCUGUGUAAGUCUGACCUGGAGAAGACGCUGAACAAGCUGACGCGGAAUGAGCUAACGGAGGACGAGGUCAGGAUGGUAUGUGAGAAGGUGAUCGACGAGGCCGACCUGGACAACGAUGGACGUCUCUCACUGGAGGACUUCCAGCACAUGAUCGUCCGUGCUCCAGACUUCCUCAGCACCUUCCAUAUAAGGAUAUGAAGACUUAAGAGAUGCCAUGGACACUAUCACCAUGGAUCCAAACAUGUUCUCUACCAAAGAUGUUAUAGGGACCUUUAAAGUGUGCACUAUGCAGGCUUAGGCUAGUUGUUUUUUUACUUUGAUGUAGGCCGGAGACAGCCCACUGACCUGUUGACAGCUGAAUAGUCUAUUAUUAUAGACCUAUUGUAGCUAUCAGGACAGGGCUCAUUAGCUAUGACGGCCAACAGUUGAUUUGUAUUCUCUUCUAUGAAGGCUCAGUUACACCGAGCUAUAAAAUAAACAUCUUCCCCCAUAUUUCACUGAACCAUGUAGGGCCAAUGGAGGGUGAGGCACUGGGCCAAGGGAGGGUGAGGCAUCUGUGUCAUGGAUGAAUUAACACUCCAUUAUAAAAUCAUGGGUUCAGCUAACAGUCAAUUGUCCUUAAUCAUUCUGGAUCCAUUAAUACAAUGUCAUUUAAAGAGGCAAUCUGGGAUUCAAACAACAACAAAGCAGUCAUGCACCCCAACUAUUUGUUGGUAAACAGCUGAGGGAUGGAGCUGGAGAAAUGUAACCACUCUCAAAUUCAUAGAUGGAGCUAUGGAUGCGAGGACUGACCUAUCCCAUGAGAUCAAAAUGAGAGUUUCAAGCUAUACCGUGUUUGUUUACAAUUAUAUUGUUUACAUUUUUUUUGUUGUAAAACAAGCUUGUAUUUGGGGUUCUGAUGGGGUAAGACAGUCGAACUAAGCUCACGAGGAAUGUAUAGGUUUAUUCUUCAAGAAUCAGUGACUAUAUAUUAUAGAUUAAACUAUAUAUUAUAGAUUAUACUAUAUAUUAAGAUUAUACUAUAUAUUAAGAUUAAAGUCCAAAAAUGUAUGUACCAAUUCCAGAUGACCCCUUUGAAGAAAAACAACUAUGACUCACAGCUCUUUAAAAUAAUUAUAUUUUAUUCAAUGAAAAGUGCAGAUAUCUACAAAACUGUAGAUCAAUUUCAAUAUGAUUGUAUUAAGUACAGUACAAUUCAAGGAGAUCUCUUCUCUCUUUUGAAUGUGAUAUAUUAAAAACAGCAUUUUAUAUUUUCUUAAAAUGUAAUUUCUUUCUCAUGGUGUACCUCACAAUCGACAAUGGAAUAAAGAUGUGGUCAUUAAAACAGGAAUGCACGUGAUAUGCAUUUAGGGGUGAACUCUGACCUUUCCUAAACCUACAUUUCCACUUAGUCAUGCAUUGGUGUCAAGUGGAAGUUAGGAUUCGCCACGUACUGACAGGAAGAAAAAGGAGGGAUGGAUAACACAUUUUAGAGGGAGUUUUGACAGAAAAUGUUUUGACUUAAAUUACACACACCUGUCUUUUUCUACACUGUUGUAAGAUGUCAAGCUAUCAAAAGAAAAAGGUAACAGUAGUCUCCUUUGUGCUCACCUCUCCUGUCCGUAGCCGCUGGAAGUCGUUAGGGAGUGGCUGUACUGCAAUUUCUGCCGGGACUGAAGAGACCUAUAUCUGUCCACUAAUACAGGACUAGUAAAGACACAGAGCACUACCUUUGUGAAUUUUUUUCAACUAAAUGUAUUUGAAUGUUUACCAGCAUUUGUAACUUCAGUCUGAUAAUUAUCUUUACAAAACAGUUAAUCUGAUAAUAGUUGUGGAAUAUAAAGGUACUUGCCUGAUAUACGUUUUCCAGUUUCUUCAAAUACUUUGCAAAUGCAACUUAUUUCUGUGUAAACUGAAAUGGUCUAUUCAGUCCUUUUCUAUUUUAGUAGACACUCUUAAACAGAGCAACUUACAGUAGUGAGUGCAUACAUUUUCAUACUGGUCCCCUGUGGGAAUUGAACGCACAACCCUAGCAUCACAAGCACCAUGCAUGGUCUACUAACUGAGCCACAUUAUCACAUCACAUUACUGUAUUGGUCAUGAUUUUCUUCAUGGUGAUAGAAAGUCUGCAGGUACAAACCUAGAUGAUUAGCCUACUGCAUGUACAAUACAAUAAUGUACAUUUACCUCCCGGGUGACCUCCCGGGUGGCGCAGUGGUCUAGGGCACUGCAUCGCAGUGCUAGCUGCGCCAGCAGAGUCUCUGGGUUCGCGCCCAGGCUGGGCUGGGUUCGCGCCCAGGCUCUGUCACAGCCGGCUGCAGGAGGUCCGUGGGGCGAAGCACAAUUGGCAUAGCGUCGUCCGGGUUAAGGAGGGUUUGGCCGGUAGGGAUAUCCUUG